Messenger RNA from Physcomitrium patens, 2529 nucleotides. RefSeq names its product GATA transcription factor 28. Gene Ontology annotation, biological process: regulation of DNA-templated transcription. The record is from RefSeq and is a predicted model, not a curated record. Lineage: Eukaryota; Viridiplantae; Streptophyta; Bryopsida; Funariales; Funariaceae. Gene Ontology annotation, molecular function: zinc ion binding; protein binding; sequence-specific DNA binding.
GACUGCCUUCUCGCGCGCUUUCCUCGCCUCUUCCCUCCUCACGCACCCUCUCGUUUCGCUUGCACUUACAACGUCCGUUUUGCUCAUUUACUUGUGUUGUUGAAGAUUUCGAAGCUUCUGGGGUGGUUUUUGUAGCACACUUGGGUGUUGGGUGAGGAGAUUUUUUGUGGGGAGACGUCGCAUUGUGGAUUGGCGGCUCCGAUUUGGACAUGGUUUGUUCUUGUCCUCGGUGGAAGCGCUGCUGCUGCUGCCGCCAUUGUAGUAGUGCAGUCAUAGGCUGUGGCGAAGCUGAGUUGAAGUAGACGUGUUGGUUUCUGCGAGAGAUCAUUUACUCGGGAGGUAGAGGCUUUAUCGUUAUUUAAGGAUGAUGGUACUUAUGUUAUCGAUGAGGAUAUGAUACAUGGAGGAGAUGUUGUACCUGAUGGUUGUGGCAUCACACUAGUCUAUAUUCCGAGUAUCAUAUGGUGCAUUACAUGAAUUGCUGAACUUUAGUCUUAGGACUUCCUUUCGGUAGUAUAGGAGGGGCCCCAGUCAUUGAAAGCGUUCCUCGACUUUGAAUGCGCCCCGAAGAAGUAGAUGUAGGAGGGAUGUCAGACGUAGAUCACCUCGUGCAUGGCCAAUCUCUUCAGUUACAUCACAACAUCCACCAGCACAGUUUGGACCAUGCAUUAGGUCACGCACAGCAUGGCAUGCAUGAGAUGCACGUGCAUGGCCAUGGUCAUGGCGAAGCGGACGUACAGGGUAGAGUGGACCAACGAGUCCAGAGGCACCUAGAAGGGGAUCAUGUUCAUGGUCAUAAUGGUCAUCAUGGACACGGGCAUGGUAUGCAUCACAAUGAGGAGAAUGGAGCAGGAGUUGAAGAUCAUGACGAUGAUGCUGGAGAUGAGGAAGGUCUAGAUGAGGCUGAAAUGCACUCUGAUGGCGGUGGCAAUCCUGGUGACGCUCCCCCGGCCCUGGCUAUACGCACCCAGGGCUCCACACAGCUUACUUUAUCUUAUCAAGGUGAAGUCUAUGUGUUUGAUGCGGUGCCCCCUGAGAAGGUUCAGGCUGUGCUGCUUUUAUUGGGUGGCCGAGAGAUACCUCCAGGCAUGUCAGGUGGCAAUGUUUCCAGCCAUCAUCAUCACAAGGGAAUGCCGGAAUUGCCUUCGAGAAUGAACAUGCCACAACGGUUGGCAUCAUUGACAAGAUUUCGGGAGAAGCGCAAAGAGCGGUGUUAUGAUAAGAAAAUUCGUUACACUGUUCGUAAAGAAGUUGCUCAAAGGAUGCAGCGCAAGAAAGGCCAAUUUGCGUCUUCACGGCCAACUCAGGAAGAGGGCUCCCCUGUUUCAAACUGGGAUGGUACCCAAGCCUCGGGACAACCUUUGGGACCGGGAGUUCAACCAGAAGUAUCCUGUGUUCAUUGUGGAAUUGGAGAGCGGUCCACUCCAAUGAUGCGGCGAGGACCAGCUGGGCCUCGGACGUUAUGUAAUGCUUGUGGCCUUAUGUGGGCUAACAAGGGUGUAUUGAGGGAUCUGUCUAAGAACCUUCCAAUGACUGCUGGGGGGCAGCAGCAGCUAAUGUUGCAUCCACAGCAAGAUACAGAUCUUUCUGCAGCAACAGCAGGACCAAGUGGGGGGCUUGCAGCAUAGCCUAGAGAAUGUCUCUCAAGUGGCGGAUGUACAGAUGGGAAUCCAACAGAGGGAAGUGGACGAACAGAAGAGCAUGGCAAGCAUGGUAGCAGUUGGUGGAGGUCCUGUUGUUGCAGCUGGGUAGCUCCCACGUGUUUGCCGUACACUUCGAAUCUUCAUCAUUAUCCAUUGAUUGUAUUUUUUAUUUUUUAUUUUUAAAACUUAUUUUUGUUUUGUUGAUGCCCAUGGGAGUCUUGUGAGUGCUUGCAUAUGUCGGAAAAAUGGCAGUGCAGUGGCUGCUGCCUAUUUAACAUACAGAAAGUACACGAGGCUUGUGACGUUGUUUUGCUCCUGCAUUCGGGAAAAGCUUUCACAGACGUAGUGCUGCCGGUUUCAUCUAAACUUUAAAACUCGGGAGCAGUUUAUCUGGAUGAGAUUUAUGAUGGGUUGAGCCAGGAUUCGUAAUCUUUUGCAUAGCUAUCCAUUGCCCUUCCAUGGGUGUCUUAAAUUGUUGGCAAAAAGUAGGUGAUUUACGCUCUUAUUGGACACAAACAUUUCAAAGCUCCCUUAUCUAUCUGGGACCUGUGCAUUGGCUGUCUUCCGGGGGUUUUCACAUAUUCUUGCUCUGCACUUAACAUUUUAGCACUUUUGAGAAUUGUCCAAGUUGUGAAGUGCUUCAUACAUCAGACCAAAUAUUUUAUGCUUCUUCAUACAGCUUCGCUGAGGGUUUAAAAGUGCUAAGGAAUCUCCUCAGAUGAGCCGCUUGGUUAGUUAAUUUACCUUUUCCUUAUUUAUCAUUUACUGCUCAUGUUUUACCAUUUUAAUAUUUCGUUUGCUGUAUCUUGUGUGAUCUUGUAGAUUAGUUGAAACAUUCAAGCAUGUACUAGUUUAUAUUUGAAUACCAACAGCUUGGCUUUCAGAA